Molecule: messenger RNA, 1296 nt
Organism: Marchantia polymorpha subsp. ruderalis
Lineage: Eukaryota; Viridiplantae; Streptophyta; Marchantiopsida; Marchantiales; Marchantiaceae
Source: the annotation of a GenBank genome assembly
GGCUAAUGGACUAGCAGAAAAAAUCUUACAAUGCAAGCAGAAGUAGCAACGUGUCCCUGAGAGUAGCAGUCAAUGUGUUUGUUUGAUGACCACCGAAUUGACGAACGUGGGGAACAAGGCCUUGAGCUCUGUAAAAGGCGAGAUUCAUUGAUAGCAGUCGAAAUAUCGGGGCCGAGCAGUGGAAGCCACAGCCUCAGGAAGCAAUAAGAAAUCAUCAAUGAAGUGGUCCUGCCAAAGUUAUCCCACUCGCUCAUCACGGAUUCAGAUUCACCUCUAAUGAAAGCAGCACGGCCACCAUUGGAGGUGUGAGCCAAGGUCAUGUCUGCAUGCCCUGGCGCAUGAGCGACAACACAUUGCGGUGUGCAUCUCGGCGUACCCCGACACCAAAUACAGCAGUCUGUGUACACAAGGAGGCCAGCCAUGGUCUCCCGGAGAGGGAACGCUCCCAACACUUGGAAUCCACGUGCAAAGCGCACAGAUAUGCCUCGGACACUACGCGUGAAGGACGUGACAGAUGGAUCGAAGGAGCUCGUCGUGACACUCGUCCACCUAAUUUAGCAACUCACGCGGAAGAUGUCGCCGUUCCUAAGCUCCUCGGGAGUUUAGCGAGGUGGUGCAGCUGAGCGUGUCCGAGCCAGGGCUCCGAAUCCACCAUCCGGCCCAAGUUAUCAUGCGGACAGCGCUUCUACUUCUACUUCUAUUUCGGAGGAAUUUCGGAGACUGUUACGAUGUUGAAGAAGAUGUAGUUGUGGAUUUGGGCGAUCGGUUCCAGCUUCCUUGGACAUGCAGACAUCAAUCUUCGUGUAGACUUUCGCAGCCCAUACUCACGCCAUCAUGGUGUGAGUACUGUAUAUUGCCCCACGUACAUCUCGCGCCCUCCAUCACCGCUUUGAUUGUCAACGAACGUGAAACUUCUACAAAGGCUGUUUGGAGAUCAUGAAUUUAUCAUGGGGCUAAGAAGAUCAAACCGCGCUCCCGGGUUCUCAUUAGAAUCCUGCUGCAUCUUCUUACAUGAUCCGUAUUGAAUGUGGAGUAAACUUCAGACCUGUCCGUCUUCUCUAGAACAAAUUGUAACAAUGUCAUGUCUUUCUGCCGCCAAGUGCGAAAGUGGUCGUUCGGUUUACCAUUCCUCUCCUCUUCUAGCUCGAAUGUGAAUGGUACAAUGGGUAAGUGGUCUGAAGCCUGCAGUGCAACUACGAUCUCUCUCUCGCUCUGCGCCACACUUUAUUCUAUAUUCUUCACCAGUACUCUCGCUACUCGAGGUGAAACCUUCUCUGCGAGGCCCUCCCCUGAAAG